Molecule: messenger RNA, 512 nt
Organism: Etheostoma cragini (Arkansas darter)
Lineage: Eukaryota; Metazoa; Chordata; Actinopteri; Perciformes; Percidae
Product: follitropin subunit beta-like
Exons: 2
Coding region: 18-512 (164 amino acids)
Biological process (GO): G protein-coupled receptor signaling pathway
Cellular component (GO): extracellular region; cytoplasm
Molecular function (GO): hormone activity
Source: RefSeq, a predicted model, not a curated record
CUGUCUACACUUUCAGCAUGGGUUCGUUGGUGAUGAAGUGCAUGUUGCUGUGUGCAUUGAUGAAUGGAGCGGUGACGUGCGCCUGUAUGCUGAAGAAUCACACCCUAUGGAUUGAGAGGCACGACGGUGGCCAGUGUGUGGCCAUCAACACUACCAUCUGCAGCGGCUACUGUUACACACAGGACACCAAUUUGAGGGGACGCCUUGGGAGGAGUUUCCUGAUCCAGCGCAGCUGUGUGCCUCUGUCCUUGGUGUACCGAGCCGCCCAUGUGCCAGGCUGCCCCCAGGAUGUCAACCCUCAGCUGUUUUAUCCUGCGGCCAACCGUUGCAGCUGCAGGCGCUGCGACACGCGCACACAUCACUGUGUUCGCAACAGCCGGAUCCCUAAUGACCGGUGCACCGCGACCCUUACUGUAGGCAUACGUAGCCUACACACCGCCGCCGAUUUGAGCUGCAAAAAAGCACCGCGACCCGGUGUGAAGAGCCAGACACCGCUCUCCGUGGGAAGCUAA